UAAAGGAUAAAUAGUAAUACGACAACAUCCAACAGAACUUUCUUCAACAUUUUUUUCGCCAAACGCUGACGUUUUACUUCAUCCAUGGACCAACAGCAACAGCAAAUGCUCACGUUUUGGAGGGAAUUCUUGUCCUUAUUUCCCGCCAAAAACCCCUCCGUUAAAUCCCAGUCCUUUCUUGAUACUCUUCGGUUCCCUCCACCGAAACACCAAUCCGCCCACGUGAAGCGCCGUCGUUUAGUUCCUGCCGGUGGCAUUAGCGUAGUGGGGAUAUAGGUGAACCGUCUGAACAUGGAGGCAAAUUCUCUCAUUCAAAAACCCAAAAAGCAGAAACUGAAUGAAGAACAAGGCAUUGAUGGGAACAGAAAAUGCUUUGGUAACUUACCCGAGGUGCUUCUUCGACACAUUCUUUCCUUUCUUCCCAUAAAAGAUGCUGUUAAGACGAGUGUACUUUCUAAAAGAUGGGAAUUCCUCUGGACUAGUAAUCCCAAUCUUGAUUUUGGAGAACAUUUGGCUGGUAAGAGAAUGCUUCUCAUGAAUUUUGUGGAAAGAGUGCUUUAUCUUCGGGACUCCUCUGAUAUAAAAGAAUUCGUUCUUGAUUUUGAUGUGCAAUUUGAUGCAUCUCGUGUCCAGUCAUGGAUAACUGCUGCAGUAAGGUGUAAUGUUCAAAUUUUGAGUAUCCACAUUAGGGACUUGAGAGGUCAAUUUUCAUUGCCUCGUUGUGUGUUUACUUGUGAGACACUGACAAGCUUGGUUCUUGCAAUGCCAUGUAUCCUCAAAAUUCCUCCUAUAAUCUGUUUCUCAAAUCUAAAGGUCUUGAGUAUCAAAAAUGUUACAUUUUCGGAUGAUUACACAACCCAGCAGCUUUUUUCUGGUCUGCAAGUCCUUGAGGUGUUGUAUUUAAUGGAAUGCAGAUGGGGGUGUCUCAAAGUUCUGAAGAUUUCUGCCCCCAAGCUUCAUUCUCUAACCAUAACUGAAGCUAAUAUGGGGAAGCGGAACGAGGAAUAUUGUGAAGGUCUGAGUGAUUGUGAUGAUCACCGUGAUUUUGAAGGUUGUCGUAUUACAAUUUUUGGAGCUAAUAUCAAAUGUUUUUUUUACAUGGGUGAAUUCUUCAAUGAAUAUAGGUUCUAUAACUCAUUCUCACUAGAAAGGGCAAAAAUUGAUGUUACUCAGUCUAGUGAUUCUUAUUGUGAUAAGAGGAGAAGACAAGUUGCUUACCGCAUGCUUAAGGUUCUUAGAGGGCUCGCUAAUGUAAAAGACCUAAGACUAUACCAAUUUGCAGAUGGGGUUCUAACAUAUGCACCAGAACUUCUACCUACUAUGCCUAUCUUCAAAAACCUAAAGUAUUUGGAAUUGGAGUGGGGAGAUAUUAAUUCUAAAGCACUAUUGAAAAUAUUGCAAAACUCUCCCAAUCUUGAGAAGCUGAAAUUUUCAGAGAUUGAUGAGUGCUUUGAUUAUGAUAAAGAUGAUAUACUAUUGGAUCCUAUGCCGCCAUGUUUCUUGUCCUCUCUCGAGGACAUUGAAGUCGGUAAUUAUGAUGGACUUGAGACUGAACUUGCUGCUGUAAAGAUUUUACUCAAGAAUGCAAUUGCCUUGGACGAAAUGGUUAUAACUUUUAAAGAGUAUAAUGCAGGUAACUUCGAGAUGCAAGAAAAACUCUACAAACAGUUAAUAGAUUUUCCUAUAGGGUCACAAAAUUGUAAAAUCAUUUUGAAACUAGCUUUUCUUGAACAUGUACUCUUCAGAAAAGCCUUUAAUUCCUGUUUUUUUUAAAGUAUGACUUGUUAGCCUUUUACCCUACCUAGGCAACUUGCUGUCAUAGAAUGUUGGUUUAUGUUCUUUGUGAUAAUUAGUUUUGAAUCCUCCAAACUUGUAAAGCUUAUGCUAGUUUCAUAUGUUCAGUGUUUUUUGUUUCUUUU
Messenger RNA from Corylus avellana, 1919 nucleotides. NCBI's taxonomy places the organism in Eukaryota, Viridiplantae, Streptophyta, Magnoliopsida, Fagales, Betulaceae. The record is from RefSeq and is a predicted model, not a curated record.